ACCGCCUCGACGGGCUCUCGUCUUGUCCGCUAGCUCCCUUCCACCAUUUCAACCCCCUCCUCGAACGUUCGAACCCAUUUCGUGCUUGUCCCGCACGCGCGCAUUCCAGCCCGCGCCUGCGGAUCGAGGCGGGACAGCGGGAGAGGAGGAGGAGCCUUCCUCUAGGGUCCCUGCGAGCCUGCGAUGGCGGCGGCGAAACUGACCCCUGACGCCGUGCCGGCGACGCUGGCGGGGGACAUCGAACUCAAGCCGGUUGUGCAGGUCGUCGACCUCCGGAGCAUCGCGGUCAGCGGCCCCCCCGGCGCGGGGCCCAGGUUCCGCGCCAUCGUCUCCGACGGCGUCGCCACGACGCCCAUGCUGUUCGCCGCGCAGCUAUGCGACCUCGCGCGCUCCGGCCUCGUCCGCCGCGGCGCGAUCGUGCAGCUCCUCGAGUACCUCGUCAACAACGUCGGGGGCAGAAGGGUUAUCGUUGUUCUGAACAUGGAGGUUCUUGUUCCAGAGUGUGAGAUUAUUGGGAAUCCAGUAAUACCUCCUGAACCUGGAGUCCCUAAUCCAAAUUUCAUGGGAGUAGAUCAGUUUAAUGGAGCACCUCAACAUGGUUCCAUGGCAUGGAGUACUUGUAACACAGUGACAAGGCCCACUGACAAUGCUCCAGGUAUCCAGCGUUCGAUGGCAGGGAACUCUUCGAACAUGGUCACUAGGCCAAGCCACAAUGCACAGGUCUUCCAACCAACAGUACAACCAUCCUAUCGCCCUGCACCCAGUUACAGAAACCAUGGCACAAUCAUGAAAAAUGAAGCCCCUGCUAAAAUAAUACCCAUAUCUGCUUUAAAUCCUUAUCUGGGUCGCUGGGCUAUCAAGGCUCGAGUUACUGCCAAGGGAGAGAUCCGCCGGUACCAUAAUGCAAAAGGUGAUGGCAAAGUGUUCUCUUUUGACCUGCUUGAUUCUGAUAAUGGUGAGAUACGGGCUACAUGUUUCAAUGCCCUUGUUGAUCGCUUCUAUGAAGGUGUGGAAGUUGGUAAGGUCUAUGUGGUCUCAAGAGGAAACUUGAAACCUAUAAAGAGGGACUACAACCAUCUUAAUAAUGAGUGGGAGAUUUUCUUGGAAUCUCAGUCAACCAUUGAGCUUUGUCCUGAUGAGAAUAGCUCCAUUCCCGCCCAGCGGUUUAGCUUCACACCAAUUGAUAAAAUUGAAGAUGCGCAGAAUAAUGCUAUCAUUGAUGUCAUAGGUGUUGUUACAUCUGUCAACCCUUGUACAACAGUACAGAGGAAAAAUGGCAUGGAAACUCAGAAAAGGACCAUUACCCUGAAGGAUAUGUCUGGUCGAAGUGUUGAGGUUACCAUGUGGGGUGACUUCUGCAACAGAGAAGGCUCGCAACUGCAAGGAAUGGUUGAAUGUGAGGCCUUUCCUGUACUGGCUGUCAAAGCUGGAAAAGUGAAUGAUUACAGUGGCAAGUCUGUUGGCACAAUUUCGUCAUCUCAACUCCUCAUGAACCCUGAUCUUGCUGAAGCUCAUAGUCUCAGGAAGUGGUUUGAGUGCGGAGGAAGAGAUGCUUCCACUCAGUCCAUAUCCAGGGAUUUCACUCCUGCAGCAUCAAGGAAUGAGAUCCGAAAGACAGUAGCACAGAUAAAGGAUGAAAGUCUCGGAAUGGGGGACACACCUGAUUGGGUCACAGUAAAGGCUACAGUAAUAUUCUUCAAGACCGACUCCUUCUGCUACACAGCUUGCCCCAAUGUGGUUGGCGACCGGCAAUGCAAUAAGAAGGUGACAAAGUCUGACUCAGGCAAUUGGUUCUGUGACAAGUGCAACCAAGAGUUUCCAGAGUGUGAUUACAGGUAUCUCCUUCAGUUACAGAUUCAAGAUCACUCGGGAACAACUUGGGCGACAGCAUUUCAAGAGUCUGGACAGGAGCUACUUGGUUGCUCGGCGCGAGAACUCUACAUGUUUAAAGAGAACGACGAUCCUCGCUAUGCAGAUAUUUUGCUCCGAUGCUUGUAUUGGGAUUAUUUGUUGAGGCUGAAAGUCAAAGAAGAAACUUACGGCGAUGAGCGACGAGUGAAGAACACCGUGGCCCAAGUGGAGAGGGUGGAUCCUUCGGCUGAGAGUAAAUUUCUGCUUGAUCGCAUUUCAAGGUCGAUAGCAUCACAUUAAGAGCUUUAUUCUGCAUCUAGCGACUGCUGGUUCAUGUGUUUACAUCCCUAAGAGGUGUGUUAGUGUCAAUAGCUCUCACUCUCCCACCCCUAAGGUCUCUUUGCCAAAUUAGGCAAUUUUUUUCAUUCAGCACUCUUGUUCAGUAGAGAUUUUCGGUUUUGGCAUGUGCCAGAUACGUUAACCAUGAAACCUGUAAUGUCUCGGCUGCUUAUAGUGUUCCUUUAUUGUUUAACUGAACAAUCUGCUUGUACCUGUGGUUUCCCGUGAACUAUUAUAUUUGUACAACCCCUUUUAGCCAAA
Phragmites australis (common reed) is the source of this 2451-nucleotide messenger RNA. Its product is annotated as replication protein A 70 kDa DNA-binding subunit A-like. The transcript is spliced from 2 exons. Gene Ontology annotation, biological process: double-strand break repair via homologous recombination; telomere maintenance via telomerase; meiotic cell cycle. Gene Ontology annotation, molecular function: single-stranded telomeric DNA binding; damaged DNA binding. Gene Ontology annotation, cellular component: nucleus; DNA replication factor A complex. Lineage: Eukaryota; Viridiplantae; Streptophyta; Magnoliopsida; Poales; Poaceae. The record is from RefSeq and is a predicted model, not a curated record. Bases 184 to 2151 code for a protein of 655 amino acids.